CCCUCUUGGAGCGAAAAAUGUCUCAACCACGACAAAGCUUAAACCCACCGAAUCGACCUCCAGAAGAUGAAUCAGAGCCAAUCCUUUCCCCAGCUCAAAUAUGGGAUGAAACAACUACAUUAGUUCAAGAUACCACAGAAGUCAUCAAGGAAGGUAUAGAUGAAGAUCCUGAACUGGUUUAUCAAGCACUCAAUCAAACUUUUAAAUGGUUAGAAAGAUGUCGAGAAAAAUUAGAAAAUGGGAGGAACGAAAUGAAUCGUUUCGAGCGUCAAGCUGAAGCUAAGCAAGAGGCUUUGGACAAGAUGAAAGCCAACUCAGUGGUGAGAGAAACACAAGCAGAGAUUUACGCACUCAAACAGGAUUCAUAUGAAGAAGCGAGAAAGUUGAAAGAGCUUGAUAGUAAUGUAGGGGUCACCAAGGCUCAAAUCGCUCGUUUGCAAGCUGAGUGCAAACAACUUGAACAUUAUGAGCCUAGUCGGUCACCGUCCGGCGACUUUGUUUUUGGUACUUCAUUAUUGAAAACCAAACUUAAUCAUGAACUUGGGUUUGUACAAGUACCCCGCCGGACGACAUCUGAAAAACCCUCUGACAAAUUAUUUCUGCGUUGCGAUUUACAUCCUGAAUCUUCACGAGUGGUCCGGAAAGCCGAAAAUAAUCGAGAUGGAUUUGUCUUGGGUAAUCAACUAUGGGAUUUGAUUUCACCUUGAGUCGAGCAACUCUGUCACUUCGACAACUUGUAAAUCAGGACCUGUACUUU
Messenger RNA from Melampsora larici-populina 98AG31, 757 nucleotides. RefSeq lists its product as uncharacterized. The record is from RefSeq and is a predicted model, not a curated record. The transcript has 6 exons. Lineage: Eukaryota; Fungi; Basidiomycota; Pucciniomycetes; Pucciniales; Melampsoraceae. Bases 18 to 707 code for a protein of 229 amino acids.